Fonsecaea erecta is the source of this 1065-nucleotide messenger RNA. RefSeq lists its product as hypothetical. Gene Ontology annotation, biological process: transmembrane transport. Lineage: Eukaryota; Fungi; Ascomycota; Eurotiomycetes; Chaetothyriales; Herpotrichiellaceae. The record is from RefSeq and is a predicted model, not a curated record. The transcript is spliced from 2 exons. Bases 1 to 1065 code for a protein of 354 amino acids.
AUGCGUCUCGGAGAGAAGGACCUUACUACUGUCAACGGUAACAUAGGCGAGAGCUCGACUUCCCUACGAGAGCUACCAAGUAUACCGCAGAACCCGACCGACAUGGCAGCGUCCGAUGUCCUCCUCCCCUUGCGAGAGUUUUUCUCAACACCCUUCACAGCCGCUUUCUGCGCCGGUGGUGUGGCAGGCGCCGUCUCCCGCACUGUCGUCUCUCCUCUCGAACGCUUGAAGAUUCUGUACCAGAUACAAAGCGCCGGUCGCAACGAAUACAAGAUGUCCAUUGUCAAAGCUCUCAAGAAGAUGUAUACUGACGAGGGCUGGAGGGGUUUCAUGAGGGGGAACGGCACGAAUUGCAUACGCAUAAUACCCUACUCAGCCGUACAAUUCGGAAGUUAUAACGUCUACAAACGCUUCGCAGAACCGUCACCUGGUGCUGAUCUUGACCCCAUUCGCCGACUCAUUUGCGGUGGGCUUGCCGGCAUCACCUCUGUCACAUUCACCUACCCUUUGGAUAUUGUUCGUACGCGCUUGUCCAUCCAGUCAGCUUCAUUUGCCGCGCUUGGAAAACACGAAGGGAAGCUGCCAGGGAUGUGGCAGGUUAUGAUUAUGAUGUACAAAAAUGAGGGCGGUGUGCUGGGGCUUUACCGGGGCAUUAUCCCCACAGUCGCUGGCGUCGCACCCUAUGUCGGCCUCAACUUCAUGGUCUAUGAAUCAGUCAGGCAAUACUUCACGGAACCGGGUGAGAAGAAUCCUGUCUGGUAUCGAAAGCUUGCUGCCGGUGCCAUUUCGGGAGCGGUCGCCCAGACCUGCACAUAUCCAUUUGAUGUCCUCCGACGGCGCUUUCAAAUCAACUCCAUGAACGGAAUGGGGUACCAAUACAAAUCGAUCUGGGAUGCCGUUAGAACCAUUAUCGCACAGGAGGGCGUUCUUGGACUGUACAAGGGGAUCAUGCCUAAUCUGCUCAAGGUCGCCCCGAGCAUGGCUAGCAGCUGGCUCAGCUUUGAGAUUACUAGGGAUUUCUUGGUUGGUCUAGCCCCAGAAAAGGAGAAUGGAGACCCUAUCUGA